AUGAGCCUGGCUUGGAGCGCUGGCCGUGCCUGGAGUCGGCGAUGCUUCUCACAAGCGCCCAGCAUCCUCACACCGAGGAUAUACGCAAAUCUCCGUCGAUACGCCACGAAGCCCACGCCCGCUGAACUCGAAGCCCGAAUCGCCGCCAUCCCCAUCGAGAGAUACCGUAAUUUCUGCAUCGUGGCGCAUAUUGACCAUGGGAAGAGUACGCUGAGCGACCGGUUGUUGGAGUACACUGGUACGAUAUCUGCUAGCGAUGCGAACAAGCAGAUUCUGGAUAAGCUCGAUGUUGAGCGGGAGCGAGGUAUUACUGUCAAGGCGCAGACGUGUACUAUGAUUCACAAGCACAACGGGCAAGAUUAUCUGCUUCAUUUGGUUGAUACGCCAGGGCAUGUGGACUUUAGAGCUGAAGUUACGAGGUCAUAUGCUAGUUGUGGUGGAGCUUUGCUUCUCGUUGAUGCGUCGCAGGGUAUCCAGGCACAGACUGUGUCAAACUUCCAUCUUGCGUUUGCGCAGGACCUGGCGCUUGUUCCGGUGGUGAACAAGAUCGACAUGCCAGCUGCAGAUGUACCGCGGGUGCUACAGCAGAUGAAUGAUAGUUUUGAGCUCGAUCCCAAAGACGCUAUUAUGCUGAGUGCCAAAACGGGAAAGGGUGUACCAGAUGUUUUGCCCGCUGUUAUAGAGAGGAUUCCUCAUCCUGUUGGAGACGAGAAGAAGCCGCUCAAGAUGAUGUUGGUGGAUUCAUGGUACGAUAACUUCAGAGGCGUAGUGCUGCUGGUGCGGUUAUUCGAUGGCACGAUCAAAGCAGGUGAUAGCGUUGUUUCUCUGGGGACGGGGAUGAAGUACACUGUUGGACAAGUUGGCAUUCAGUACCCGCAUGCUAUACCCCAAGCGACUCUCAGCGCAGGACAAGUCGGUUACGUGUACUUCAACCCGGGCAUGAAGAAGAUCCAAGACGCCAAACUGGGCGAUACAUUCACCUUUGUCGGGGCCGAAGACAAAGUCGAGCCGUAUCCUGGCUUCGAGGAGCCCAAGCCCAUGGUCUUCGUGGCAGCGUUCCCCACGGACCAAAGCGACUACAGUCGUUUGGCGGAUAGUAUCGGACAGCUCGUCCUCAACGACCGAAGUGUCACGCUGCAGAAGGACCACUCUGAGGCGCUCGGUGCGGGCUGGCGGUUAGGGUUUCUGGGGAGUUUGCACUGCUCUGUGUUCCAGGAUCGGUUGAGGCAGGAACAUGGGAAAAGUGUUAUUCUGACGGAACCGACUGUGCCGUCCAAGAUUAUAUGGCCUGAUGGGUCGGAGGAGAUAGUGUCGAAUCCGGCGCUGUUUCCGGAGACGAGCAAUCCUAAAGUGAAGCAGUCACAACUCUUGGAGCCAUAUGUCACUGCGACAAUCACCAUGCCAGAGGAAUACCUCGGGCGUGUGAUUGAGCUCUGCGAAGCCAAUCGUGGAGAACAGAAGAGUUUGGAGUUCUUCCAUACAACGCAGGUUAUUCUACAGUAUGAGAUUCCAACGGCUCAAUUAGUCGAUGACUUGUUUGGAAAGCUCAAGAGCGUAACCAAGGGAUAUGCGACGCUAGAUUAUGAAGAUGCAGGUUGGCGGGAGAGCCACCUCGUCAAGCUGCAGCUGUUGGUGAACAGACAGCCUGUCGAUGCGAUCUGCAAGGUAGUUCAUUCAUCGCAGGUUGAUAGGCUUGGAAGACAGUGGGUUACCAAGUUCAAGGAGCAUGUUGAUCGUCAACAUUUCGAGGUCGUCAUUCAAGCUACAGCAGGUAAUCGCAUCGUAGCGCGAGAAACCAUCAAGCCCUUCCGUAAGGAUGUGCUCGCCAAGUUACACGCUGCUGAUGUAUCGAGAAGAAGAAAGCUAUUGGAGAAACAAAAGGAGGGCAGGAAGAGGUUACGUGCUGUGGGUAAUGUCAUUAUUGAUCAGUCGGCUUUCCAGAGCUUCAUGUCGAGAUGA
This is a messenger RNA of Fusarium subglutinans, 1959 nucleotides long. Its product is annotated as translation factor GUF1 mitochondrial. The transcript is spliced from 4 exons. Gene Ontology annotation, biological process: positive regulation of translation. Gene Ontology annotation, molecular function: GTPase activity; GTP binding; mitochondrial ribosome binding. The record is from RefSeq and is a predicted model, not a curated record. NCBI's taxonomy places the organism in Eukaryota, Fungi, Ascomycota, Sordariomycetes, Hypocreales, Nectriaceae. Gene Ontology annotation, cellular component: mitochondrion. The coding region runs from base 1 to 1959 and encodes 652 amino acids.